Chenopodium quinoa (quinoa) is the source of this 1209-nucleotide messenger RNA. RefSeq lists its product as uncharacterized. Bases 1 to 1209 code for a protein of 402 amino acids. Lineage: Eukaryota; Viridiplantae; Streptophyta; Magnoliopsida; Caryophyllales; Amaranthaceae. The transcript has 4 exons. The record is from RefSeq and is a predicted model, not a curated record.
AUGGCCCACACAAACCCUAGAUCUGAAGAAAAAAGCAUUAUACUUAUCUCAAGUGAUACAUCAAACACAACCUCCCUAACCAAUUUCCCACCUAACUUACAUAACAUUCAAACCUCGGACACAUCUUCACUCCCAAAACAAUCACCUUUCAUAGCCAACACCUGCUCUAUAAUUGAUGAAGCUGUUGAGAAACCUCUAGGGGAGGAUGAGUUACUGAGUGAUGAAGAUAGAUCUGAUAGUGAGGGCACUCCAUAUUUAGCUGAUGAGGAUUGUGAUGAUAGAGAUGAUGAUGAUUUGUUCCAGCAAUACAUAGAUGAUGAAGAGGAUGAUAAUGAAAAUGGUAUUGAGUUGCAUGAUGAUGUUGUGCUAAAUGUCAGUGAUGAUGAAGUGGUUAGCUUAGUUGGAUCAGAUGAUGAGGGUCCUAAUUAUCCAGUUUUUAAUCCGCAGACUGAUUUUAGGGGAAGGAUUGAACUGAGUAAAGGCUUAAAGUUCCCUUCUAACAUAGUUUUCAGGAAGGCUCUUAGACACCAUGCUAUCAAAAAUGGUUAUGACUAUUAUUAUUUGCAUAAUAAUAGGACCAAGAGGGAUCGGGUUUUAGAGUGUAAGUGUAAAGACAGGAGGAAGUGCAGAUUCAAGGUGUAUUGUAAGUUGAAAGAUGAAGAGACAUGGCAGAUUAAGAGUAUAAGAUUGAGGCACAUAUGCAGCCAUCAUAUUCAUAACACUAAGCUUUCCUCACAGUAUUUGGCUGAAAGAUAUCUUAAGGACUGGAGGGAUAAUCCUUCUAUGAAGCUUCAAGCUUUUAUGAAAAGAGCAAGAAGAGAGAUUGGAGUUGAGAUAGGGUACUACAUGGCAUACUACGCUAAAGCUAAGGCCUUUAAAAUGAUUUUUGGAGAUGCCAACUUGGAGUAUAGUAGGGUCUGGGAUUAUGCUGCAACAAUCAUGAGAUACAACCCAGGUUCUACUGCAAAGGUGAAGUUUACAGGGAUAGAGAAUCCACCACCUUUAUUUCAAAGGUUGUACAUCUUCUUACAGGCUUGUAAGGAGGGGUUCAUGGCUGGGUGCAGGUCAAUCCUUGGGGUAGAUGGGGCUCACCUUAGAGGUCCAUACCCUGGCAUCUUGUUGAUAGCAAUAGGUAAAGAUGGAAAUAAGAACAUCUUUCCUGUUGCUUGGGCAGUAGUAGAGACUGAAAACUCAGAGAAUUGCAACUAG